CUUGUGCUCGGUAGCUAAAAUAUUAUAUUUUGGCUCUUCGAAUAUUUAUUGGGAUGGACUCUAUAUAUGAAUCUAAAAAAAAUCAUGUAAUAUUUAAAGUGUAUGAUCCUGAAGCUAAAGUUGUAACGUAAGCUUCUGGUUGAGAGCGUUUUACUCAUCUUCAAUAUAUUAAUGGCGGCCCUGCGCAGUAUGCCUGCACGUAUGUUUUGUGCGUUUAUGCCACAUUCAAAGUAAAAUAUAAAAAACUCAUUAUUUCCGCCUACCAGUGUAGUUGAAUUUGCAAAGUGACUCCUGUAGCAUUUACUUGUUCAUACAAUGAGUUUACUCGACUUGAUCCACAGCUCUUGAGUCCAAAUCAUGUGGAAUGAAUAUUUUAUGAAUUUUUAAUAAAUGGAACUAUCAAUGUAAAUUUGGCGAUUUUUUCAACAACGUCUUGAAAUACUUUUAUUGAUGUAUAUAGCUACUAUACCGACUAACUCAUAACAUAACUGUGGACUGUGGAGGUACAGUUAUGUGCUACAAACCAAAUGUUACAAAAUCUGAGGCAGCAUAUGCCAAAAUCCUAGUUCUAGUAGUUUUGAUAGAAUAAUCUUAUGUUGUAAGUAAGGGAUAUUGUUAAUCAGCUAUUGCAACUGUUGUUUUUAUACCCUUGUUAUUUCACCAUAACAGUGUUGUGUCAUACUGACCCGUUUCAUAUUAUUAGUUCAUUUUAUUUAAAUAUUUGUAAUAUGCUUACUUUUCUAUUUUCUGCACAAAUUGCCUCAUUGUAGUUUUGUACCAUGGUGACUUAAAAUUCUAUAAUUGAGUGACUUCUAUAUUCUGCACGAAUUGCCUUAUUUUAGUAUUGUGUGACUACAUAAUUUAGUGACUUUCAAAUUCUGUGUGAACUUCCUUAUUGAACAGUUGUGACUUCUAUAUUCUGCAUGAAUUGCCUGAUUGCAAUACAGAACCGUUGUGGCCUCAAAUUUCUGUAAAUCAGUGACUUUUAUGACUGUAUGUUCUGCAAGAAUUUAGUAUUUGUAACUUACUGUAAUUACCUGGUUUAGUGGCCUUUUAAUAUAGAUACAUUUUAUUCCUAUUUUCUUCAUGUAUCAAUUCGUCACCAGCCUUCAGAAACCACAGAACCAUGCAUCCCUCAAGCUUUGCAACUCAGCUUGCGUUAUCCGGCCCCAGUUACAUUACUGUUACCCUCAAACAUACUUAUGCCAGAAACAAUGUUAAUAUUUUAGCGUUCGUCUCUUCACUUUAAUUAGAUUUUUCACUUUGUCUUUUUACUCUUGUAUGACCUCAAUGUUAGACUUUUCAUAUGUGUCACCGCUGCCAGUAAUGCAUUUUUUUCUCCUCUUACCUCGUUCUGUAUGCACAGUGUGUAUUUCUAAUAUGGUGCUAAAAUAAACUACCGAUUACCUCUGUAUUAGUCUUUCGUUCGCAUAUGUGUUAUUCCUAAUAUGUGUCGCAUAUGUGUUAUUCCUAAUAUGUGUCGCAUAUGUGUUAAUCCUAACCCCCACAUGACUAUGUCACCGAAAAAUUACUUCAUUACGACGCCACAAUAGCGUAAAGAAUACCUCCAAAGUGUACCGAUGGUAUGAGAGACCGCUGGCGUUCGUGAGUUCGGUAUCGUCGGCGCAGAUGCCAUCUCGGACGAUGAUAGCUAUACUUGCCAUCUCUGUAACGUGAUUGUGACGUAAUUUUGGAUGACAUAGUCAGGUGGGGGUUAGGAAUAACACAUACAAAAUUUGUUAUGCUACGCCUACCACAAGUACGGUACUUGUGGUACUAAACUAUACUAGAUCCCAAAAUUUAAAGAGAUUCCACAGAUAAUUACACUGAACAAAUUCAAAUAAUUUAUACUGAUAUAUGUGAUUACUUAGCAGAAAUGUUUCAUUUCAUGGCAAAGGUACACAUUGAAGAUAUAACUGACAUUAAUUUACUUUGAUUUCCCAAGUUAAGAAAACAAUCAAUCAUAUUAAAUUUGAAAAGAGUAAGAGUACUGCAUAAUAUUUUUACCACUAUGACUAAAAUACACUCUGAUGCGAUUUCUGCUCUUCUGAGACUGGAUAUGCCUCAUUUCUCUCUUUUUUUCAUAGCUUUUAUAUUCAUAUAUAAAUAUAUUUACUGUAUCAACCCUCAUUUCUGUAUUUAGAUUCUAUGAAUUUUACAAAAAUAAAACAACAACAUGUUGUUACAAAAUAGCCGUCACAUUCAAUCGUACGUGUAUUUUCAAAAUUCAUUUCGCUUCAUCAGUGGAUACAAGAAUAAUCCAGAGAAUAUUCGAAUUGAUAAACAUCCAUCCAAUGUUACAGAAGAAGACUUGGAACGUCAGCGAGUCAAACUUGCUAUUGCUAGAAAAGCAAAACCAAAGAUCUCUGGAUUUAACAAGAUUACUUAUAUGAGGUUGUUCAAACAGGCUGAAGGACCAGACCCCAAUGCACAAUACAGGAACAGGCCUGAUCUUCCGACUUACAGAAGCAUUAAACGAUAUUUGGAAACUGCGGAGCGUGAACGGAGAAAACAAAGAGAUGAGGGAGUGUGGUGGAAAACACUGGAUUACUGGAUAAAAGAACAGGAAGGAAUGAAUGAUAAACUGAAUGAUAUUGGACAUGAACUGCUGAAAGAAAAAAGGGGUUAUAAAAUCAGGAGUAAAAAUAAAAUCGACCCUGAGUUGGAAAAGGCAGCGAGAGAAAGAACUCUAAUACUAGAUUGUGAUGAAAUUCUUUGUGAAUGGGAGAAAAGUAAUAUCGGGAUUCGUCAUAUUAAAGAAAUUGCACAUUACUAUAAUAUUUAUAAAGAUCUUUUCAAGGAUUGUGAUUUUCAUCCUGUUUUACAUAUGGAUGUGGAUUACGAAUGUGAAAAUGAACUUUCAAAUCCUGUGUUUUACGGUAACGAGUUGCUGCCAAGUGAAGUCGCGUCUGCUCCUACGAUUACAUUUCAACCAAAAGCUGAUAAAUUGUACACAUUGCUCCUGACUAACCCAGAUGAGCAUUUAGAGGACAAUGAUAAAGAAUAUGUCCACUGGCUUGUUGGGAAUAUUCCAGAAGGUGAUGUGUUGAAAGGGAAUACUAUAGUCGAUUAUUUACAACCCAUUCCAGCUCGCGGCACGGGUUAUCAACGCAUGAUUUUCGUACUGUUCGAACAGUCUGACAAAAUUGAUUUUAUUUCAGAACAAAGAGAAGCGCCAUGUACUUUACUACGAGAACGUGAUUUUUCAACUUUUGAGUUUUAUAAUAAACACAGUGCUCAAAUAACUCCAGUAUCUUUACGAUUUUUUCAAUGCAAAUGGGAUUUUACUGUAAAGAACACUUUUCAUCAUGUGUUAAAAAUGAAAGAACCAGUAUAUGAAUACGAAAAACUCAGCGAAAGGGAGAGACUUAGUGCACUUACAAAUAGACCCGAUGGAAAAACACUGCAAUGGCUUGCAAGGUUUAUGCCAAAAGAAAUGGUUUAUCCCGAUGGUAGUCCAGAGGCUGAGAAACUAAAACGGCAAGCUGCCCAAGACGCCUCUCGUGCAGUUGAAAACCCAAACCAUUCUCGGAGGCGCCUUGUUGAUCCUGUGUAUGUGAUGGGCAGAAUAUGAGACAACCCAGAAGAAAAUAGACGAUGUUUAAUAAUUAUAAUUAAAUAGUUGAUAUUCAAACGAAGUAAUAGUGUUACCACCUGACUGGUAUGUUUUAUGUAUCUCCACUGAGUUGUGAGGGGCAGAAUAUGGGGUAAAAACCCAGGAAAAAAAAUACAAAUACGAUGUUUAAUUAAUAAUCAAAUUUCAAGUCUAUUCAAACUAAGCAAGUGUUACCACUUGACUGGUAUAUUUAUGUUGACAUAAAUUUCCACCAAGUUCAGUAUCAUUCUGUUUUAGUUAUGUUCGGAACUCAAUAAUAUUCGCCAGUGUUUUUUACAUAAAUAGUAAAGAUGGUAUCGAUAUCAAUGAAAUAGAUCAUUUAUGGCUAAUGUAACCAAUUUGUAAAUGUUUACAGUAAAGAAAGAUCAACUUAGUUUGGCUGAAUAUCCACAUCUUGCUUAUGUUUAAAUUUUAUUAAAAUACUGUUUAUUGAAAA
Messenger RNA from Styela clava, 4052 nucleotides. Lineage: Eukaryota; Metazoa; Chordata; Ascidiacea; Stolidobranchia; Styelidae. The record is from RefSeq and is a predicted model, not a curated record.